Sciurus carolinensis (gray squirrel) is the source of this 3564-nucleotide messenger RNA. RefSeq names its product mannosidase alpha class 2B member 2 (gene Man2b2). Gene Ontology annotation, biological process: mannose metabolic process. Bases 300 to 3374 code for a protein of 1024 amino acids. Gene Ontology annotation, molecular function: carbohydrate binding; alpha-mannosidase activity. Gene Ontology annotation, cellular component: lysosome. The record is from RefSeq and is a predicted model, not a curated record. NCBI's taxonomy places the organism in Eukaryota, Metazoa, Chordata, Mammalia, Rodentia, Sciuridae. The transcript has 19 exons.
GCCCCAGAGCUCACUCGGAGCGCCGGCCCGUCCACUAGCUGCGUGACCCGGGACGAGUCCAGCCCCGUCCCGAGGGCCGGUCUCCAGCCCCCGGGCCACACGUCGGUCCCCAGGCCCGCGGGGGUGGGGGGCCCCGGGCGGCGCGCGCGGCGGGGCGCUAACCGGCGGGGGCGCGCGCCCCUACCCGCCGGCCCGCGCCGCCUCCGCACCCCGCCCGGCCCGGGGCGGCCGCGCACCCGGAAGUCGCCGGCGCCGCCCCCGCCGGCCGGCCGCCGAGAGCACUGUCCCUGCCGCCCGGGAUGGGGCCGCAGCGCUGGCUGCCGCUGUUCGGGCAGCUGCUGCUGCUGCUGCAGCCGCCGGGGUCCCAGGCCGACGGCCCCAUCCAGGUCUUCGUGGUGCCCCACAGCCACAUGGACGUGGGCUGGGUCUACACGGUCCAGGAGAGCAUGCUGGCCUACGCUGCCAACGUCUACACCUCGGUGGUGGCGGAGCUGAUCCGCAGGCCGCAGCGCCGCUUCAUCGCAGUGGAGCAGGAGUUCUUCCGGCUGUGGUGGGACAGCAUCGCCUCUGAGGAGCAGAAGCGCCAGGUCCACCAGCUCCUCAACACAGGACGCCUGGAGUUUGUCCUUGGAGGCCAGGUCAUGCAUGAUGAGGCCGUGACCCACCUUGAUGACCAGAUCCUACAGCUCACAGAAGGACACGGGUUUCUCUACGAAACCUUCGGGAUUCGGCCGCAGUUCUCCUGGCACGUCGACCCGUUCGGCGCCUCGGCCACCACCCCCACCCUGUUUGCCCUGGCGGGCUUCAACGCCCACCUCAUCUCCCGGAUCGACUACGACCUGAAGGACGCCAUGCAGGAGGCCCAGGGGCUGCAGUUUGUGUGGCGAGGGUCCAAGAGCCUCUCGGCGCAGCAGCAGAUCUUCACGCACAUCAUGGACCAGUUCGGCUACUGCACGCCCUCGCACCUCUCCUUCUCCAGCAGGUCCGGGUUUUACUGGAAUGGCGUGGCUGUCUUUCCAGAGCCACCUCCCGACGGGGUGUAUCCCAACAUGAGCGAGCCUGUCACCCCAGCCAACAUUGACCUCUACGCCAAGGAGCUGGUGGCCAACGUGAAGCAGCGGGCCGCCUGGUUCCGGACACCCUACGUCCUCUGGCCCUGGGGAUGCGACAAGCAGUUCUUCAACGCCUCGGUGCAGUUCUCCAACAUGGACCCGCUGCUGGACCACAUCAACAGCCUGUCCCAGGAGCUGGGCGUCUCGGUGCAGUACGCCACGCUGAGCGACUACUUCCGCACGCUGCACGCCCUCAACAUCUCCUGGCCGGUCUACAACCACCAUGACUUCCUGCCCUAUUCCUCAGAGCCAUCUGCGACCUGGACGGGCUUCUACACCUCGCGCAGCGUGCUCAAGGGGAUGGCCCGGCGCGCCAGUGCCUUGUUGUAUGCCGGGGAGUCCAUGUUCACGCGCUACCUGUGGCCAGUGCCCCACGGGACUCUGGACCCUGCCUGGGCCCUGCAGCAGCUCCAGCAGCUCCGCUGGGCCGUCUCGGAGGUCCAGCACCACGAUGCCAUCACCGGAACAGAGUCCCCCAAGGUGAGGGACAUGUACAUGGAGCACCUGGCCGCGGGGAUGCUGGGAGUGCGCAAGCUGAUGUCCUCUAUUGCCCUGGACAGGCUCCAGCUCACAGUGGUAGCCCGGGCCGCUGACACAGAGCACCCAGAGAUGUGGAGUGAGCCAGGGGGCAGCCCGAGGCCUGCUGGGUACUCCGCCUCAGUGUACAACCCCCUGGCCUGGACCGUCACCACCAUCAUCACCCUGACUGUCCACUACCCCAGAGUCAGCAUCACAGACGAAAUGGGCCGCCCGGUGCCCGCACAGAUCCAGAACUCGACAAAGGACCUCUCUGCGUAUGACCUGCUUAUUCUGAGCAUCAUCCCGGGACUCAGCUACCGGCACUACAGGGUCAUGCCCACUUUAGAGGCCCAGGAGGCCACCACCAUGACCAGCACGCUCCGGUUUAAGCGCAAGCUGAGGAGACACAGCAGCCCACAGAGAAGGCGCCUGGUGUCCGUGGUGAACGACUGCUAUGCUGUGCUGUUCGACCAGGACACCAACCUGAUGCACAGCAUCUGGGAGAGACAAAGCAACCGGACGGUGCACAUGACCCAGGAGUUUCUGGAGUACCACGUCAACGGCGACGUGAAGCGGGGCCCCAUCUCUGACAACUACCUGUUCACUGCCAACAAGACCGCAGUGCCCGCCUGGAAAGCCGUGGAGAUGGAGAUCGUGAGGGGCAAGCUGACGACUGAGAUCCGGCAGUACUUCUACAGGAGCGCCGCCGCCCGGGCUCACACCUUCGAGAUCCACUCCCGCCUCGUCCAUGUGCCUCCGGGCCCGGACAGAGAGCUGCUCUGUCACCGGAUAGAGCAGCAGUACCGAGUGGGCCCCCUGGAGCUGAAUCGAGAGGCCAUCCUGAGGACCAGCAGUGACAUAAAUAACCAGAAACUCCUCUAUUCAGACAACAAUGGCUACCAGAUGCAGCGGAGGCCCCACCAGGCCUUUGUGAACAACAUCAUCGCCCGGAAUUACUUCCCCAUGGUGCAGUCGGCCUUCAUCGAGGACAGCAAAAGCAGGCUUGUGCUGCUGUCGGACCGCGCACACGGCAUCUCCAGCCAGGGCAACGGGCAGGUGGAGGUCAUGCUCCAUCGGCGGCUGUGGAACAACCUGGCCUGGAACCUGAACUACAACCUCACGCUGAACGACACCUCGAUUGUCUACCCAGUGCUCUGGCUCCUGCUGGGGCCCCACUCAGUCACCACUGCGCUGCGCCCGAGGAUUGCACUGGCCCUGCAGCACAGGCCCGUCGUGCUGGUCAGAGAGCUGGCCAACAGAGGGGUGCCCAUUCCUAGAUCUGCCCCAAAGCUCCCAGGACCCCUGGAGCAGGAGGCUGUGACACUGCCCCCAAACCUGCACCUGCAGAUCCUGAGCAUCCCUGGCUGGAACUACAGCACAGUCCACGCCAGGCACAUGCACAACCUUCAGAAAGGCCACCAAAGGGAGGCCCAAGCAGACCUGCAUCGUGUCCUGCUGCGGCUACACCACCUGUAUGAGGUGGGGGAGGACCCGGCCCUGUCUCGGCCAGUGACUGUGGAUCUGGAGGCCAUACUGAGGGGGCUGGGGCCCGUGGUAGUGGUCAAGGAGCGCUCACUCACAGGGACCUGGGAUGCACAUUCGCUGCAGCGCUGGAGAUGGAGGACGAAGACUGGCCACCAGAGAGGCCCUUUCACCUCUCCCUCAAGACUGAAAAAAGGCUCCACCGUCACUGUCCACCCCAAGGAGAUCCGCACGUUCUUCAUCGAUUUUCAGCAGCAGUGAGGUAGAUAGAUGGCCCUGGUUGCAGGACGGCCCAGCCCGGACUUCCUGUGAUGGAGCCGGCCCACAGAAGAGCGGUGACCAGGGCCUGGGGUCGGGGAAUGAGCUGUGAGCCCACAGGCUGGUGGCAGAAAAUGGUCCCAUCUGGGAUUUUCUCUCUUAUUUUUUUUAAUAAAAUUUUUAUUACAAAGUC